Molecule: messenger RNA, 744 nt
Organism: Arabidopsis thaliana (thale cress)
Lineage: Eukaryota; Viridiplantae; Streptophyta; Magnoliopsida; Brassicales; Brassicaceae
Product: recQ-mediated instability-like protein
Exons: 3
Coding region: 149-562 (137 amino acids)
Source: RefSeq, marked reviewed
CAAACACAAUAUUCCCUCUCCCAAUAUCUGCCAAAAAUCAAAAUCAAAUUACUGUACCGAUACCAUUUGUUCGGUUCGGUUUAAUCCGGUAAUCGAUGAGGUAAAGGCAUUUGUGAAAUUGAUCAGCCGAGUCGGAUCGGCGGGUAAAAUGGACUACAGCUUAGCGGCGGUGAAGAUGCUUUGUUCUCAGCUCCGGGACGCUAAACCGACGCCUUCUCAGAACGCCGCCUCCCUAGGCGGUGUACUUUUUCAACGUGCUUGGUUACAGGGCGUUUUGGUCCCCUUCUCCGGUGGAGGCGGCGAUAAUUGUCUGGUACUUGAUGACGGAACCGGUCUUUUGGAGCUCGGUCUCACCAACGAUUUUGCCCUCCGUCAAUGGAAAUCAGGAAUGUACGUGAUGGUUGUUGGUGUCUACCAAGUCCGUACUGGGCAGAUACCUCUACUUAAGGUUCAUAAGAUGGUUGACCUGUCGGUGAGCCCAGAUCGUGAAGCCAUGUGGUAUUUAGAAGUCAUGGACGCAUACAGACUCUUCUAUGAGCCCUUGAUCCAAGAGUUCUCUUGAUUCUUCACUUCACUUAACUUAUCUAUUCUUCUUUUAGUUUCACCAGACCAGAUUAAUCCUUUUUUUGUUUAUUGAAGAUGAUCUUUAGAGUCAUGGGUAUGUACUUCUACGGAAUCAAAAGCAAGGUUGUAUCAUUUUUAACACACCAUUGCUAGUUUUCAAUUUAUCCAAUUUCUGCUGCA